This is a messenger RNA of Trichobilharzia regenti, 6864 nucleotides long. NCBI's taxonomy places the organism in Eukaryota, Metazoa, Platyhelminthes, Trematoda, Strigeidida, Schistosomatidae. The record is from the annotation of a GenBank genome assembly.
AUGGAAAAUUUUAAGAAGGGUGAUAUUAUAACGUUUACUGAUGAGGGAUCUCAGUUGUUUGGGGAAGUUUUGCAUGUGAAAAAUGAUGGGUUGGAUGUUAAAAUUGUAAUGGAUAAAGAGGAGAAAAUUAUGCGAGUACCGUACGCUCGCAUUCAGAAGGGGGCCAAAUAUUCAGUAGAAGAUAUGGAUAACAUGGUCAACCUACCGAAUAUGUCUGCCGUUUCGAUGCUGGAAACUUUGAAGCUGCGCUAUUCAAGAUCAAAAAUAUACACAUACAUUGGAAAUAUUGUUAUUUCUGUUAAUCCAUAUAAAGAUCUUCUGAUAGAUGGGCCAGAAGUAAUGGUGAAGUACUUCAACCGAAUGCUAACAAGUGCCCCAGCACAUUUAUACGGGCUUGCUGAAACACUUUACCAAGCAGCUGUAAGGAAUGAAUGCGAUCAAAUUGUUGUUAUAAGCGGGGAAUCUGGGUCAGGCAAAACAGAAGCAUUUAAACGAAUUACACAGUAUCUAGCAUGCACUAGUGAACAAGGAAGAAAUGGUUUGAGUUCCGUAGCAAGACGAGUUUUGGAAAGCACUCCAGUCCUCGAGAGUUUCGGAAAUGCUACUACUCUCAGGAAUGACAAUUCAUCAAGAUUUGGAAAGCUUGUGGAAAUAUUCUUUGCAAAAUCGAUGAUAAUUGGAGCGAAAAUCACCAACUUUCUACUAGAAAAAUCUAGAAUAGUGGGUCAGCCUGAAAAAGAACGCAACUAUCAUGUUUUCUAUGAACUAUUGAGUUCACUAGACAAUGAAAGCAAGGCUAAACAUCAUCUUAAGAAUGUAGAAGACUAUCAAUAUCUUGUGAAGGGAUCAAGAUGUACGUUUACAAGUCAUUCAGAUCCGGAUGGCUUAUCAAUGCUACUGGAAAGUUGGCGUACACUAGGUCUGCCACAAGAUGAAAUGGAUUUAUGUCUGCGAGUAGUAUCUGCUGUGUUACAUCUUGGAAAUAUUAAUUUUAAAAGUGAUUUUGACAAGGAUAAAACGUCAAUUAUAAAUACGAAUGUUGCUGAAAUUGCAGCUUCAGAGCUUGGUGUUGAUGUAAAUGAACUUAUCAAAGUGAUUACUAUGAAAUUAACAGAAACAUCUAUUGAUAGCCUUUGGAGUCCAGUCAAUGCUGCUGGUGCAAUAGUUAAUCGUGAUUCUAUCGCUAAAAGUCUUUAUGUAGAGUUUUUCGACAGAUUAGUUGAAGCAAUCAACGUGAAAAUUGCACCAUCCGACUAUUUGGAUCCUGAUACAAAAUCAUCAAUUCGUGCAAUCGCUUUGUUGGAUAUUUAUGGUUUUGAGAAUCUUCCAAAUAAUUCAUUAGAACAAUUUUGUAUUAAUUAUACAAAUGAAAAUUUACAACAAUUUUUUAAUCACUACAUUUUUGAAUUGGAACAAGAAGAAUAUCGUUCGGAGAAUAUUAGUUGGCAAUAUGUUCAAUUUCCUAAUAAUCAGCCAAUUAUUGAUUUGAUAGCUGGUAAACCAAAUGGAAUAAUGCAUAUAUGUAAUGAUGAAGCUAGUUUAGCAACGGGAACUGACGAGUCAUUUCUACGACAGUGUCAACAUCAUCAUCAAAAGCAUCCGAAUUUCAAAGUGAACAAAGUACAUGGAAAUAGUUCAUUCACUAUUGUUCAUUUUGCUGGGGAAAUUGUUUACGAUGUACGUGGAUUUGUUAAUAAAAAUCGUGAAAAAAUUCGUAGUGAAUUAUUAACUUUAUUAACAAAAAGUACAAAUCCAUCAGUUGCAAAAAUGUUUCGUAAUAUUCAAUCUCAACGGACUGGUGUAAAUGGUUCAGGUCCAAAGUUAAAAACAUCUAUGGUUUUGACAACAAUGAAUAAUUCACUUCAACAGUUAAUGGAGAAAAUGAGAGCGAAUAAACCAAGUUUUGUACGCUGUAUUAAACCAAAUAUGAAAAAGGAACCAAUGGUAUUCGAUGAUGCUAUUGUUAUGGAUCAACUUCGCUACGGUGGUGUAUUAGAAACUGUAAGAAUCAGAAAAUCUGGCUUUCCUGUUCGUGUCAGUUAUCAGUAUUUUAUUGAACGAUACUCAUUUCUUCUUAACCAUGAGAAGAGAAUACAACUGAAAAGAAUAACAGAUUCACGUGAAGCAGUCGCUUGGAUAUUAAUGAAUAUAACUAUCCCAUUUGGUAAUCAGGCACCAAUUCAAAAAUGUGUUGACUAUGAAUUCGGCAAGACUAAAUUAUUCCUACGGAAUCAAUUAGCUGUUAAUUUAGAAUCUCUUCGUACAAUUAAAGAAUUGUGUGCUGCUCGAACAAUUCAGAGAGCUUGGAGACGCCGAGAUAAUGGUUUAAUUGAAAGAGCACGUCGUAAUGCAGCUAGAGUUAUUCAAGCUUGGUAUAGAGGAUAUUUAACAAGACGUACUCAUGCUGAUGUUGUAGAAUAUUUAUCAAAUAGAAACAAGGAGCAACCGGUCAGUGUACCACCAGAAGAAAUACAGAAAAGUGGAAAACCUGUAAAAUCGUUAACUGAAUACGAAAUAAAACGUUUAGAAGUUCCCGGUGAUUUAGCCUACAUUUUAGAACAUCGAAGUAUAAGUCAAGAAUCUUGGCUUGAAAUGCACAAAGUGGUUAAGCCUUCAAGCUGCAUCCGUCGGUUUGCACCAAACUACGUUUCAUCCUCCUGGCAUAGCUACGGUAGACCAGUUUGGCGUGCUGCGCCCAUUUCCCACCUGCUACAAGCAUCUGGUUCAUCGGCACAACUUGGCUAUCGUAUAGCACCACGUGAACGUCCAAUAUUUUUAACACGACCAAAUGAAAAACUGACUGCUGCUUGCGUAGCCGCUUCAAAAUUGAUUUUACGACUACUAUUCUUACCAGACAUAUCAUUAUAUGAACAAUUUCUAGUCGGUAGUUAUUUGUACCAAUUGGCUCUUUGUCAGAAAUCUCUUCAAAAGGAAUAUCUUAUACAAUUGUUGAGUAUGACAUUAAAUUGGCCUGACUCAGCUGGAGACUUAAUAACAUCAGAUGCCGAAGAUGAACCAAGUGAAUUUAAUCCAGAGACUAAAUAUCCAGGAUAUUUCUCCUCAAAACCAAAUAGUCCAGUGAUUGUAAAAUCAUCAGUUUCCGAGGCUGAUAUACAACGACGAGCUUACAGACGCCUUUGGAUGCAUAUUGCAGGAAUGCUUACUUGUGGUCAAUUGUCACAAACGCUUACACCAACCAUAGUUCGCUUUAUAAGGGAACAUGCACCUCCAAGAUCAGCCCAAUUAUGUGAAGACCGUGUUGUAUUGGAACCUUCUAUCAUUCGUUUGUAUCCACCUUCUCUGUUAGAGUGGCGUAUAAAUUACACUGGAACUCAUAUGGGAGUUAAAUUGACAUUUCCUGAUGGUAUAUUGUCAAUUUUCCAUCUUAAUAGUUUUACACGAGCUGAAACAGUAGCCGGUAUGGCUUUAGCUUACAGAACGUAUUCAACUCAAAUCUUUGAGGGUUGGACAAUUAGUCUGAAUUAUGCAUCGAAGGUAUUAGAUGUGCCUGGUUACUUUUAUGUUUUGGAUAUAUUUAGUCAACAGGAACUGCCUAAAGAAUGGUCACAUCUGAACAAUAUACUGCUUCAUCAAGUCUUGCCAACCUAUACAAGACCUAAAGAAAACAAAAGUUCAUUGAAUGAUAACUAUUACAACAGAAAUGGUGAUUCAAUACCUCUGGAAAAUUCACCACCUAGAUUAAAGAAGCAUACAAAUCAAAAUUAUCGAAAAUUAGCGGAUUCAAUACACGGAAUUAAAACUACAACUCAUUCAUACAAUGGUCAUAUGAAAAAAUCAGUUCCAAAUUCGUCCAAUCAUUAUCGUCGUUCUAAUUCACAAGCUGAUUGGUUUAAAGCAGUUCGUUCAAUGGCGUCCAAACGAUUUGCUGAAAGCGUUCGUUCCCAUUCAUCGAUGAGAAGGAGAAGUAUUGAUAAGGACAAAAACUUUAGUCAGUUCCAUUCUUCACCUGCCACUAAUCCACCCACUAGUACCAUUGGAUUUCCACGAUCAAAAUCACCUGGUGAUAUAAUUCAGGACAGUCGACUAUCACAUGCAUCACCAGGAGCUAUUGAAAGUCAAUCUGGUAGAAGAAAUUCAAAUGCACUCCCUCAUGAUAUGCGAUAUUAUGUUUACAAUCAUUCAGCAUGGACAAUACAAAUUAGAAAAGAGUUUAUCACUCCGAGUGAACGUAUACGAACAACUCUAAUCUUAAAUUUAAUUUUUCAUCAAAUUGUUACUGAUAUGAAAGAGGAAACAAAUCUACGUUUAAGUGUAAAAGACCGUUUAGAAUUAUUAUCAGUAAUUGGUUCACAAUACAAUAUUGAUUCACUUGAUUCCGUUCAUAAUAUUCCAAUGGUUAUCAAAAAGAAAACAGUAUUUUGUUCAUUGAACUUACCAAUUUAUUUUGGACGAUUUUAUCCUGUUCAGUCUCUAAAAGUGAAUGCUUCACCUAACCUCAGCCAAUGGCUUGUUGUCAGCCAUCAUGGUAUCAGAUUAGUUUUACAAAAUAAAGACAGUAACGAGUUGAAAAUUCAUAUGAUUUCAACGCUUGGUGAUAUAAAUAAAGUGGUUGCUUCGCGUACAGCGAACAGACCACGUUGGAGAUGUGGAGAUCAAACAUCAAUUAGUGAAUCUCGAGGUAGCGAUUAUGGAAAACCAUCAGAUUAUUUAAAACCUCCUUUAAGCCGAUCAGUUAGUUCGGUUACAUUGAAUUUGCUUUCGCUAACUCACACAAAAGGGACGGAUGAAUUUUAUACAGAUAUGGCAGAAAAGAUUCGUGGACUUAUUGACCUGUUUCUCAGAGAGUAUCAAGAAGAGAUGAAGCGUUGUCAAGAGGCAUCAAAACAUGAACACUUGAGAAGUGGUCUCAAUACACCAAGUUCACCAUUUAACAAUUUCGAUCAGUCAAGUAAAACGUCUACUCCUGAAGUAGCUUUUCGACUAGUAUGUAGCCCUGCCCUGCUUACAGAUGAACUUUCAGAAUCAACUUUGACUCCAACUUCUGAAAUUAUACCAAAAAAGGUGUCCAGUAACAGUAGAAAACCGCCUGUUAUCCCAAGAAGACGUAAUCGCCUUCCUAAUAAGUCAAAUAAUUCACCUUAUACAGUUGUUGACAGUUCUGAUUCACUGUCGUCAGAUUCUGAACUACAUUCACCAACACCUGGUAGUCGAAAAUCGUCUUCAACUGUUGGCAGACGAGUACAGUCACCUAGUAAACAGGAGAAUAAUUUUGAAAAAACCAAAAAAGAAUCUGUCAAUCGUGUUUCUGAAGAUGGUGAUGUUACUCCAGUUUCAUAUCCUUCUGUUAUACCAAGGCAUUCUGCUAGUGAUAUAUCAAGUCAACAAUUGAAGAAUAGACUCAAUGAACAUCCCCUCUUACCGUUUGCACAUCAAAACUUCCUAAAUAGAGACGAUAUAAAACAACAACUUAUUUGGCAGUCUGAGCCACCCAAGGAAGGAUCACUCUUAAAUUUUCCACAAACUGGAGAUAGGAAUGUAUCAAUGAAUAUAUUUACAUUAAUUCAAAGCUUUACCAAAGAAAUUCCUUCUACAUAUCCUCAAUAUGUGAUUUUCAAAUUAUUAGUCCAGACAUUAAAUGAACGACCGUGGUUAUCUGAAGAAUUAUAUUGUCAGUUAACAAAACAAACACUAAAAAUUGAUGCAAAUACUGUUGAUAGUUGUGAACUAACUUGGUUAUUAUGGAAAUUACUGUCGAUCUUCAUUCCAACUACAGAUUCGCUCAGACCAUAUUUAAUUAAGUAUAUUGCAUUUAGAACUGACAUUCAGCAGCCAAAAUUAAAAGCUUGGUUAGAUACAAUAGCUGAAAACAUGGAGAUUGUUUCACGUUUUGGGGCGAGAAAAUACUUGCCUCCCGACGAUGUUUUACAAUUCAUUUUGGAUGGAAAUAUAAUGCAUAAACAAGAGAUAUAUUUUCCUAACAAAAAAAGUACAACUUUACCAUUGGGACAGUUAUUGCUUAUUCAAGAUGUUAUCCACCAUGUGGUCAAUAAACUUGGUGCAAAUUUAAUCGCUCCAGUCAGUGAUUUUGCAUUAUUUCUUACUACUAAAAGUAGUUCAGCUGACACUUUCGAGAAUGAACCACUAAUUCCCCUACAAAUGGACACGUAUAUAUUAGAUGCACCAAUCUAUAAUGAUAAUCUGGUAGUUCAUUUUCGAAGAAUAUGCUGGACUUCACCAUUGGAAUUACAGAAAAUUCCUCGGGCUUAUUUGGACUUUCUAUUUGAUCAAGUUGUUGAAGGAUAUCUAGCAGGCCGUUGGUUACCUGAUAAACAAAGCUAUGAUCCAAAUGAACUAUAUAAAAAAUGCCUCUAUCUGUCGUGUCUGCUACAUCAGAUUACAGACCAGUCUUUAUCUGUUAGUAGUACAGUGGCUGCUUCAUUGAAACCAAAGAAUUUACAAACUUCUACUGAAAAUUGGUCAUCAGAUAUAAAUGCAUUAGUCAAAAUUUCCCCAGUGAAAACUCCUGAAGAAAAUCAGAAAAGCUUUUUAACUUCAAUCAGAGAUUGGACACUUUUUGGAUCCUAUUGUUUCCUUGCUUUUGUUGAAAGUGGUGUAUCACAAAGUUUACCAAAUCCUCAAGUAAUUAUCGCUUUAGCCAAAUCAGGCAUUCAUAUUUUAAAUCCUUCAUCCAACGAAUGUUAUCAGAAUUUCGCCUAUGAAGAUGUUGCAAGUACAAGGGUCAGUUAUAAAGAUGAAAAUGAUUACAGCUGUCAGGGUGCUGUACGUCUAACAACAAGCGACGGUCAACAGUUAAUUUUCCAAUUAGAACAAGCUAAAAUGUUUGUCUUUAUUUUAAGCAGAUACCAGUAUAUACUUUCAGCAAAUCUGUUAGCUUCUGCUUAA